Molecule: messenger RNA, 378 nt
Organism: Rangifer tarandus platyrhynchus (Svalbard reindeer)
Lineage: Eukaryota; Metazoa; Chordata; Mammalia; Artiodactyla; Cervidae
Source: the annotation of a GenBank genome assembly
AUGGGACGUACUACAUGUUCAGACGCCUUAACCACCGGACCGCUACGGCAGAAUGCCUGUACGCUAUUACAAGGAAAGGGUGUUCGCUUUACUUCUGCUGACGCUUGGUUUGAAUUUUUUAAUCGAAGGUCGCUUGCUGACGUGAGAUCCUGCACGAUCCGGGCUCCUGAAGUGAAGAAAGCGGCUCCUACGGGCUGUCAGGAAGGGGGCGUGAAUGCUGACAUCGUGCGCCGGACCGUCGAGGUGCAGCAGCCGGCGGCUGCGGCUUCUCAGAAGCUUUUUGCCCACGCCUGUCAACCAAGGCGGGGAGAGGGACGGCACUCGAGAAACCACAGUGCAGGCAGGGAAGGUCGAACGCCGUCCUUUUACUUCGCGUGA